Epinephelus fuscoguttatus (brown-marbled grouper) is the source of this 5422-nucleotide messenger RNA. RefSeq names its product fyn-related Src family tyrosine kinase (gene frk). Gene Ontology annotation, cellular component: extrinsic component of cytoplasmic side of plasma membrane. Gene Ontology annotation, biological process: cell differentiation; cell surface receptor protein tyrosine kinase signaling pathway; protein phosphorylation. The record is from RefSeq and is a predicted model, not a curated record. The transcript is spliced from 8 exons. Lineage: Eukaryota; Metazoa; Chordata; Actinopteri; Perciformes; Serranidae. Bases 248 to 1813 code for a protein of 521 amino acids. Gene Ontology annotation, molecular function: non-membrane spanning protein tyrosine kinase activity; signaling receptor binding; ATP binding.
CUUAAACAUGAACCAUGAACUCUCUUCCAGGAAACUUAAGACUUCAAGUGGCAGCCACGGUCUCCUCAGUGUGUUGUGUUGUCUGAGUGCGUGCUGAGGUCAAAAUCGACUGCUGUCAAACACUGGAAGCAUUAAAAUGACUCUGUGUUUUAUGGAGUUUGGAUCAUGAGCCAGCAGAAGGGAUUCCCCCAAAUUAUUUCCGCUUAUCCCCGGCACAGAAUGACUUGCUGUGAUUGACGAUCGCACCAUGGAGAUCCGAGAGAGGUUUUCUUCGUGUUGGCAGAGUUUUUUGGGAUGUUUUAAAAAGCCGGACGACUCUGGAGGUGAGACCAGGCGUGGGGUGAAAGCUGACACUGUUAUUACGAAUCCCGUUGCCCUCAGAAAGUCAGAGCCGGACUUUAAUCCAAACAGAGCUUUACCGCGGCCCCCAGCGGAGAAACCAGGGGUCUAUUACGUCGCCAAGUAUGACUACUCCGCUCGGACUGAGGAGGACCUGAGCUUUAACAGUGGGGAUACUUUAGAGGCUCUGGAUAAAAGUAGUGGUGAAUGGUGGUUUGCGAAAGCCCUCACCGGGGUCUCGGCCAAUCAAAAGGGAUACAUCCCGGCUAACUAUGUGGCCCCUGUGGAGAGUAUUGAUGCUGAACCAUGGUAUUUUCCCAAAACCAAGAGGCUGGAUGCAGAGAAGAUGCUGUUGGCAGAAGGGAACCAGCAUGGCGCCUUCCUCAUCAGAAACUGUGAAAGUCAGGAAGGGGAGCUCUCCCUCUCAGUGCUGGACAGUGGGAGGGUGAAGCAUUACAAGCUGAAAAGACUGGAGAAUGGUGACUACUUUGUGUCGAGGACCAGAGCUUUUCAUACACUAGUGGAGUUGGUGGAACAUUACUCCAAACAGGCAGAUGGCCUCUGUGUGCGUCUGGGUGAACCAUGCAAAAAGAUGGAGGUUCCACAGACUCAUGGUCUCUCCUACAACACUGUGGACCAAUGGGAGAUUGACCGCAGCUCCAUCAGGUUGAUAAGGAAGCUUGGAGCAGGACAGUUUGGAGAAGUGUUCGAGGGCCUGUGGAAUGAUACCACAGCAGUGGCAGUGAAGACCCUCAAACCUGGUACCAUGGAUGCCGAGGACUUCCUGAGAGAGGCUCAGAUCAUGAAGAGGUUGCGGCACGCCAAGCUGAUCCAGCUGUACGCUGUGUGCACCAUGGAGGAGCCCAUCUACAUCAUCACAGAGCUGAUGAAUGGCAGCCUGCUUGAGUUCCUCAAUAAGGAUAAGGGUGCCACGCUGCGCAUCCCUGACCAGAUUGAAAUGGCUGCCCAGGUGGCGUCAGGCAUGGCUUUCCUGGAGUUACAGAACUACAUCCACAGAGAUCUGGCAGCCAGGAACGUGCUGGUGGGCGAGAACAACAUCUGCAAGGUGGCUGACUUCGGCCUUGCCAGGGUCUUCAUGAAAGAGAAUGAAAAUGUGUACGAAGCCAAAGAAGGAACUAAAUUCCCUGUGAAGUGGACCGCUCCUGAGGCCAUCCAUGACAACAAGUUCAGCAUCAAAUCAGAUGUUUGGUCCUUUGGAAUUUUGCUGUAUGAGAUCAUGACGUUUGGACAGAUGCCUUACCCAGGCAUGACCAAUUACCAGGUGGUCCAGAGGGUUCCGCAGGGCUACAGGAUGUCGAGCCCUGCCAACUGCCCCAAAGUCAUGUAUGACAUCAUGAUAGACUGCUGGAAGGAGAACGAACAGGAACGGCCCACAUUCGAGACCCUGCAGUGGAAGCUGGAGGACUUCUUUGACUUGGAUGUAACGUCCUACGACGACGCCGGCCGUUACUAGCACACGGUCCUGGCUGACACGUGGAAAGAAAGAGACACAAAAAACAUUGUUUCUGCACUGAAGCUAAAUCAAAAUCCCAUGAAUCCAAAUAUCAACAUAAUGAAGUAACAGAUUGAAAUGUAGUUUAAAAUUCCACUCACUGUGGUCAAAUGAAAGAUCUAAAAUGAUCUCCAUGACUGUAUCUGACUAGCAGUGAGGAAGCUUUUACUACUGCAACAGUUGCAACACUCCCAGUCUCGCUUGGUUUGACAACUGAAUGCACUUUGAGACAGGCUUUAUGUGGGUCUAGCUUUACUCUUACAGCGGACUUGACUGGAAGAGGCCUCUUUCAGCAGAGACAGAAAGCUGCUAUCCGUCCACCUCGACAAACUGGUUCUUCUUUCACUCCGCAUAGCACACAUUCUUUCCAUUACCGGAAGGUACCUGAGAGGAUUUACGAGCCGUGCUCACUCACAGGCUCAGUAUGUUUGGCUUUGUGUCUCGUAAGGCAAAACGAAUGGCAGGUGCCGUCAUCUCCACUCAUUCCUGAUAGCAUAUGUAGCCAGUGGAAAUAUUUAACAUUAUUAAAGGGAGGGGGGGGUAUUCUUAUUAACAGACUACUUACAUAAAAACUAUUUCUCAGUAGAGUUAAGUCCACGCCCUCCGUUACACAAUCAAAUAGUUUCACGUUAGGUUUUAACCUUUGUGCCACUGUAGUAACUGCUGGCUGAACACAAAAGGACAGCACUGUCAUGUUCUAAUGACCUAAUUUGUGCUUGAAAAUGAAGUAUUCGUGCACAUAAAUAACUGUAACUGAAUAAGAAAUAUGUAAUAAAUUAUGGCAGAUACUAUUUUCACCCAGCUGUCUGUAGCAAAUAAUGAUAUUUGGACCCGGAGUGGAAUAGCCAAUGUGGCUAUUUACACCUGGGUGUACAUUCCUGGCCAUCCUAGCAAAGCGAAGAUAUGAUGUUAACAUAAACAGGUCUAUUCAUCUAUUCUGGUAAAGUGUAUGUACACAGUGUGCAUUCAGCAGCUUUAUGGAUCCUUAAAACUGAAAAUAAUAAGUUGACUAAUUCUAAAAAUAAUGUGGACUCUGCUGACCCUCUGUGGACUGUUGCUCUUCAUACUACAUCACCUGACUUUCUGGCAGUACAUUUGUGUGUUUGUUUGUUUGUUUGUUUUUAACUUACAACUUAAAUCUCAGAGAAGAUCUGAGAGUGGCUAGUACUAGCCCUGACUAUGACCUACACGCGUCAACAUGAUGAGUACUAGCCAAUCAUCCAUAAUAACGCAUCACAGAAAGGGGUGUAAAUAGCCAAAUUGCUGCAUUGCUACCAUUCUCAUUAUGUGCAAAUAGACACUCCGUUAAAGCAUAUUAACAUUUUAAAAUAUAUUUAAAGCUGCAUUCAUCGAUCCUUUUAUUUCUUUGCCACUUGUGAGGAGGGCAUUAUCAUCUUGAAGAUAGUUUGGAGAAGGCAUUGGAAAACAGUUGCUUAUUUAAACAUUCAGUGGACACAGAGCAACAUUAGCAUUAAUUUGAUGUAUAUAUGGCCUCUCUGUAACCCAAGUUCGAUAUUCACUCUCUUUUAGCUCUCCACCAACCCCUGAGAAAAAUCAGUCUCCUUACUGGUAAAUGAUCCACUAUGUUCACCAGCAAGUUACUGUCUUUUUUUGUUUUGAGCUGCCCUGGAUUCAGAUGCCAUCAGCCCAUUUUCUUCGGGAAGAAAUAGAAAGUUUAAUAGUGUGUGGACAGAUUUGCUUGCUUUCACCGCUAAUGCUGCAAAGUUAAAGUACCAAAUUAUAAAUGGACCACUGUAGCCACCUUGUAGUAAAAAAUAUCAGUGAUUGCUCUUUAGAUCUGUUAGUAAUCUUUAUAGGCUAAUAAAGACUUCAUAGGCUGUGUUACUUACAUUAUAAGGCUCAAAUAUGUUUUGCAGCUUCAGACAGAUUUUUUAAUUUUAUUUUUUUCCCCAAAAAUGGCUCCUUUGAAUCCUGACUUAGGGGCAAAACAUACUUGUUUAAGCGUAGGAAAACAUAUGGUACGUCAGUUAAAAAAAAAAAUCUGAUUUGAAAAAAAGUCAGUGUUUACAUUUUGUUUUACAUGGGACACACCCCUGCUUUCUUGGUUGAAAGUCCUGUAUUUGUUUGACACCCAAUGCAGACUUUCUUGCUCUUUAUAACAUGGAUGGAUAAAGAGAACUGGAUACAGCGUUGGAGGCAGGACUCCGUAUAUUCCUAUGAAAGUUUCUCAGUGGUGCUUGAAGCCAAAAAAGUUCAAUUGCCACAAAUAAAAUUACCUAGAUGUUCGGCAAUGCUUUUGUACUGUGUGGCACAUAGAGCAGGCACACUAGAGUGUUCCACCAGCUGAGCUGGCUACUUUCAAUUUAGCGCUCUGCUAGCUUAAUGGGGAUGAAAACAUUUAAGCGUGCAACUCUUCCAGACUUUCAAAUGCUAUCAGACCAAAUGGCUCAAAUUCUGGUACUGAAAUGAAUCAUUUUGCAUUGAUUGUGUUACUCAAACAAAUGUAUUCACUAAUUAACAGAUGUCUUUUUCACAAUGUUAGUCUAUGGGAAUAAGUCUUUGAGAAUAAGUCUAAGUCCACAGGGCAUCAUGUGACAGGUGUAACUCCAAUGUAUGCCCAAUACAAAAAUGGGCUUCAAAGCCUGGUGCACUUCCUGUGGCCCUGCUUUAUACUACAUCACCUGACACCCUCCUUUGCUCCUGUCAUAGUUAUUAUAGUCACACGAGGUAACCACCAAACAAUAAAUGGCCUGUUAAAGGCCUUCUGAACCUUAGAGUAGGUAUAGCAGGCCAUGACGAACCCAUAUCUAUGACACUUUUAACCACAGAUAACAGCCAUUUAAUGGCCUGAUGACAGCCAAAUCAGCUGUGAGUAGGUAUCUUUUUUUGGCUGAAAACAGCUGCCUGUUGCAUCUGAAAAUGUCGCUCAUGAGAGCUACGAGUAAAUCUUUAAUGCAGUUUUGAUUUUGGAUGGAGAUUUUUUUUUGUGGUUUUAUCUGUGACAUCCCUUAAAUGUGUGUUAAAGUUUGUUUAAUGUUAUGUUCUGUUAAUUUGUGCACACAAAUGAUUUUAGAUAUUUCUCUGUUAUACCGGCCAGGCCAAUACUUUUUUUUUUUUCCUGGAGCCCUAAAAUCAUAUGGUCUGCCUCUGGUAGCUACAUUGAAUCGCUCCACCUACUAAUUUGCAGUGCACUCAUGCUUUCAUAAUGUGGUACAUUACAGUAGUUAAAUGCUUUUUUUUUUCUUCAUCUUUCGUCUUACUUAUGUAGGAAUUACAAUAUAAUGUCUUAAUGACUGAACAAUGUGACGCUGGACUAAAUCCAUACUUUUACGAUUUUUUUUUUUCAAAGCUGAUCUCAGAUCUGAGGCCACAUCCUUUCUGACCACCUGUAAGAAACUGCACUCCUUAUCGGAUGCUUGACACAUAUUUAAGUGUUCGAACCUGGUGAAUUAUCUCAUGCUCUGAUGAUUUUCUUUGAUAUUUUUAGUGUCAUGAACAAAAUCUUUUUAAUUGUACAUUAUAACCGUGGCAGUGUUUAUAUAUCUUCCUGUAUUUUAACAUAAUUAUGCUUUAUGUAUGACAUAAUUAAAUGAUGUAUAUUUACUAUGA